Oryzias latipes (Japanese medaka) is the source of this 4639-nucleotide messenger RNA. It is a transcript of the gene med23, whose product is annotated as mediator complex subunit 23. Gene Ontology annotation, cellular component: mediator complex; transcription regulator complex. Lineage: Eukaryota; Metazoa; Chordata; Actinopteri; Beloniformes; Adrianichthyidae. The record is from RefSeq and is a predicted model, not a curated record. Gene Ontology annotation, biological process: regulation of transcription by RNA polymerase II; positive regulation of gene expression.
CACCCGGAUCACUUUUCAGUUGCACACGAAGUGGCGCUUCGUUCUCCAAAGACAUUAGCAUGCCGUUUGUUUGGAGCUCUGUUUGCAACAAAGCGUAGUGACUUUUGGUCAGAUUUCACUCUGAAUGAUCGAUAUGGCGCUUUCGAUGGAGUCUCAGUUGCAGAGCAUCUUUGAAGAUGUCGUGAAAACUGAGACAAUAGAAGAAGCUUUUGCUGGGAUGUUCAUGGACACUCCAGAGGAUGAAAGAACUAAACUCAUCAGUUGUCUGGGAGCCUUCAGACAGUACUGGGGAACUCUGCCACAGGAUUCUCACGAGCAGUGUGUUCAGUGGAUUGUGCGCUUCAUACACACUCAGCGCAGUCCCAAAAGGAUCUCCUUCUUGUAUGAUUGUCUUGCAAUGGCUGUGGAGACUAGUCUGUUGCCUCCCAGGAUGGUGUGUGUAGCUCUCAUUAGCUCAGACAGCUUGGAGUGGGAAAGAACACAGUUAUGGGCUUUAACCUUCAAGCUCAUCCGCAAAAUAAUCGGAGGGGUGGACUACAAGGGUGUACGCGAUCUGUUGAAAGGUGUUCUGGAUAAAAUUCAGACCGUCCCCAUUACUGUCAGCUCAGCUAUACUCCAGCAGCUGCUGGCCGCCAGGGAGGUGGUGGAGUACAUUUUGGACAGAAACGCCUGCCUCCUCCCAGCAUACUUUGCUGUAACAGAAAUAAGAAAACUGUACCCAGAAGGCCAGCUCUCACAUUGGAUUUUGGGCAGUUUAAUAUCAGACUUUGUGGAUAGUUUCAGACCUACAGCAAGAAUCAACUCAAUCUGUGGACGAUGCAGUUUGCUGCCAGUUGUGAAUAACAGCGGGGCCAUCUGUAACUCCUGGAAGUUAGACCCCGCCACCCUGCGUUUCCCCCUCAGGGGCAUGCUGCCCUAUGACAAGGACCUGUUCGAGCCGCAGACUGUCUUGCUCCGCUAUGUGCUUGAACAGCCGUACUCCAGGGAAAUGGUGUGCAACAUGUUAGGACUCAACAAACAGACUCUGAACAUUGCCCAGCAAAAGCAGCGCUGCCCGGUGCUGGAGGAGCAGCUGGUGGACCUGGUAGUGUACGCCAUGGAGCGCUCGGAGACCGAGGAGCACUUUGACGCCGACGUCGGGGGGACCAGUCAGCUGCUGUGGCAGCACCUCUCCUCCCAGCUCAUCUUCUUCGUGCUGUUUCAGUUUGCCAGCUUUCCUCACAUGGUUCUGUCGCUGCACCAGAAGCUUGCAGGUAGAGGUCUCAUCAAAGGGAGAGAUCACCUGAUGUGGGUGCUGCUGCAGUUCAUAUCAGGAAGCAUUCAGAAAAACGCUUUGGCCGACUUCCUGCCAGUCAUGAAGCUUUUUGACCUACUUUACCCGGAAAAGGAGUGCAUUCCUGUGCCCGACAUCAACAAGCCCCAGUCGACUCACUCCUUCGCCAUGACCUGCAUCUGGAUCCACCUGAACCGCAAAGCUCAGAGCGACAACUCCAAGCUGCAGAUCCCCAUUCCACACUCUCUGAAGCUGCACCACGAGUUUUUGCAGCAGUCGCUGCGUAAUAAGACCCUGGGCAUGUCUGAUUAUAAGAUCGCCCUGCUGUGCAACGCGUACAGCACCAACUCUGAGUGCUUCACCCUGCCCAUGGGCGUCCUGGUGGAAACUAUUUACGGAAACGCGUCCGUAAGGACCAGUUUGCCAGGCACUAACUGUAUGGCAUCAGGAUCGGUCACCCCCCUUCCCAUGAAUCUGCUGGACUCCCUGACGGUUCACGCAAAGAUGAGUCUAAUCCACAGCAUCGCCACACGCGUGAUCAAACUGGCCCACGCCAAGUCCAGCAUCGCCCUGGCCCCCGCUCUGGUGGAAACUUACAGCAGACUGCUGGUCUACAUGGAGAUCGAGUCACUGGGCAUCAAAGGAUUCAUCAGCCAGUUGUUGCCCAAUGUGUUCAAGUCUCAUGCGUGGGGAAUCCUACACACGCUACUGGAGAUGUUUAGCUACAGGAUGCACCACAUCCAGCCGCACUACCGAGUUCAACUGCUGAGCCAUCUGCACAGCCUGGCGGCCGUGCCCCAAACCAACCAGAACCAGCUGCACCUGUGUGUUGAGAGCACCGCUCUGCGCCUGAUCACAGCUUUGGGGAGUUCAGAGGUGCAGCCGCAGUUCACCCGCUUCCUCAACGACCCAAAGACGGUCCUGUCGGCCGAGUCCGAGGAGCUGAACCGUGCUUUGAUUCUCACCCUGGCCAGAGCCACUCACGUCACAGAUUUUUUCACGGGGUCGGAUUCCAUCCACGGGACGUGGUGUAAAGACAUCCUGCACACCAUCAUGUCCUUCACGCCUCAUAACUGGGCGUCGCACACUCUGUCCUGCUUCCCCGCUCCGCUGCAGGCGUUCUUCAAGCAGAACAACGUCCCGCAGGAGUCCCGCUUCAACCUGAAGAAGAACGUGGAGGAGGAGUACAGGAAAUGGAAGUCCAUGGCCAUUGAGAAUGACAUCAUCACCCACUUCUCCAUGCAGGGCUCUCCUCCGCUCUUCCUCUGUUUGCUUUGGAAGAUGCUGUUGGAGACGGACCACAUCAACCAGAUUGGCUUCAGAGUCUUGGAGCGCAUUGGAGCCCGUGCACUGGUGGCUCACGUGCGCACGUUUGCCGACUUCCUCGUCUACGAGUUCUCCACGUCGGCGGGCGGUCAGCAGCUCAACAAGUGCAUUGAGAUCCUCAACGACAUGGUCUGGAAGUACAACAUCGUCACUCUGGACAGGCUCAUCCUGUGUCUGGCGAUGCGCAGCCACGAGGGAAACGAGGCUCAGGUCUGCUACUUCAUAAUCCAGCUGCUUCUGUUGAAGCCGAAUGACUUCAGGAACAGAGUCAGUGACUUUGUGAAGGAGAACUCUCCGGAGCAUUGGCUGCAGAGCGACUGGCACAGCAAACACAUGAACUACCACAAGAAAUACCCUGAGAAGCUGUACUUUGAGGGCCUGGCGGACCAAGUCAACCCUCCCAUACAGCAACAGCCUCAAUACCUCCCCAUCUACUUUGGUAACGUGUGCCUGCGUUUCCUGCCUGUCUUUGACAUCGUCAUUCACCGCUUCUUGGAGCUUCUCCCAGUCUCCAAGUCGUUGGAGACGCUGCUGGAUCAUCUGGGCGGACUCUACAAAUUCCAUGACCGCCCAGUGACGUAUCUCUACAAUACUCUGCACUACUAUGAGCGGCAUCUGAGGGACAGAACCAACCUGAAGAGGAAGCUGGUCCACGCCAUCAUGUCCUCGCUGAAGGACAACCGUACCCCAGGAUGGGGUCUCAGUGAAACCUACAUGAAGUGUGGCAUGAACGCAAGGGAGGACAACGUCUGGAUCCCUGAUGACACCUACUACUGCAAGCUGAUUGGACGCCUCGUGGACACCAUGGCAGGAAAAACACCCGGCCCCUUCCCUAACUGUGAUUGGAGGUUCAACGAGUUUCCCAACCCUGCGGCGCACGCUCUGCAUGUCACCUGCGUGGAGCUGAUGGCUUUGGCUGUGCCGGGAAAAGACGUCGGCAACGCUCUGCUCAAUGUCGUCUUGAAGAGCCAACCCCUGGUUCCCAGAGAGAGCAUCACAGCGUGGAUGAACGCCAUCGGGCUGGUGAUCACCGCUCUUCCUGAGCCGUACUGGGUUGUUCUCCAUGACCGCAUAGUGUCUGUGAUCAGCUCCCCUGCUCUGACAUCAGAGACAGAUUGGGUGGGUUAUCCCUUUGCUUUGCUGGACUUCACAGCCUGUCACCAAAGCUACAGCGAGAUGAACUGCAGCUACGUGCUGGCACUAGCCCACGCCGUCUGGCAUCACUCAUCCAUCGGACAGCUGUCUCUGACGCCCAAAUUCCUGUCAGAGGUUCUGAAGCCCAUUGUGCAGACAGAGUUCCAGCUCCUGUACGUGUACCACCUCGUGGGGCCGUUCCUGCAGCGCUUCCAGCAAGAAAGGACUCGAUGCAUGCUGGAGAUUGGUGUAGCUUUUUAUGAGAUGCUGCAAGCUGUCGACCAAAACUGCCAACAUCUCAGCUACAUGGAUCCGAUUUGUGAUUUCCUGUACCACAUCAAGUACAUGUACACUGGAGACAGUGUAAAGGAGCAGGUGGAGAAAAUCAUCAUGACUCUGCGUCCGGCCAUGAAGCUGCGCCUGCGCUUCAUUACCCACAGCAGCUUGAUCGAGACUUCAUCAUCAGCAGCAGCCAUGGCCGCCUCCACAUCCUCCUCUUCCUCCUCCUGUGGCAACCCACAGCCCACUCCGUCACUCUCCUCCUCCAACACCGCUGCCUCUCCCUCCACCCCCUCACAGCAUUCACACACACCAAUGUAGUUAACUGAAAUAAUAAAUAGAAACUCCCUCAGAAUCAUCAUUGUGGAUAUGAACAAUUAAGUUUACAUUGUGCAUUAUGAGUAAUUAUGUUGAUAAUGUAAACAUUUUAUGAUGGUUGAAUUUUUUAAAGCAAGAAUUUGCUUUCAACUGUAAGAAACAAAAUGUCCAAAUAAUUCUUACAUGGCAAAGUGUAAAAAAAUGUUACAAUUCUGGAUCAAGAACUCGCAUUAGACCUUCUUUUCUUUUUGUGAAUAUUUUUAUACUGUACAUUUGUAUUACUUUAUUAAAAGACACUUCAAAUAAAAA